AUGGAUCCUAUCAUCCUCAGCAAGCGCAAUCGUUAUCUUGCCUUUCACGUCAACAGGAGCUCCAAGAUGGACUCCAUAUCAAAUAAUAACAAGCGAGACUACAGCAGCCUCCAGCAUGGCGAUGGGGGGCUCUGCGGCGCCGGGAAGAUCAGUCACGACUUUUGCGUGGCUCUGGUUUGGAAAACAAGCUUGUUACAUCCUCACUCACAUUACCCUGCAUAUCGUUUGUCGGCCAUCGCAUCGAGGAGUUUGGAGCGGGCCCAAGACUUUGCCAAGAGGCACGGUGUCCUUAAGGUGGACGGUACCUACGAAGAGCUGGCUCACGACCCAAAUGUUGACAUUGUGUAUGUGGGAGUGCUACACACAAAACACUGGCGAGUGGGUCUCAGUUUCCUCAACGCUGGCAAGAACCUGCUGCGUGAGAAAUCUUUCGCCAUGAACUACAAACAGGUCAAAGACCUCGCGGAAGCUGCCAGGAGGAACAACAUGUUCUUGAUGGAGGCCAUCUGGUCCCGCUGCUUCCCCGCACAUGCCGAGGUGGGCCGGCGGAUGGGCGAAGGGGCCGUGGGGGAUGCCAAACUGGUCAAGGCCUACUUCGGCUCCCCCCGGCUCGACAUCCCACGCUCAGUGGAGAGCGAGCGUGGAGGAGGAGCCCUGCUGGACAUCGACGUGUACUGCGUGCAGUUUGUCCUGAUGGCAUUCGACGGUGAGAGGCCGGAAUCCGUCCGGGCCACCGGGGUGUUGCUUGACUCGGGAGUGGAUGAUUCUGUGGUUGUGGUGAUGAAGUUCUCCAGGAAGAGGAUGGCUACGUGCACCUUCGCCGUCACUGUCCGUCUUCCAAACAAUGCUGUCAUCGGUGGCACCAAGGGGUCAAUCCAAGUGCGCGGGCGCACGCACUGCCCUAACAGGGUCGUGGGGAACGGCAAAGUGAGCCGGUAUUCCUCUGCCAGACUUUCCUACGAAGCCGAGGACGUACGACAGUGUCUGCUUAAAGGUCUUAAGGAGAGCCCACGGAUGCCUCUGGCCGACUCCAUCUUACUUACAGAGAUCAUGGAAAAAAUCAGGAAGCAGGUGGGUGUCAUCUUCAGCCAGGACAGCCAAUGAUGGCGCUUGGAGGCCCGGCCUGCUUCACUUAAAACGCUAAGACGGUAGCGACGGAGGAGAAAGCGUCUUUGCAUCUCAGCGACAAAAACGACAUGG
Messenger RNA from Phycodurus eques (leafy seadragon), 1200 nucleotides. RefSeq names its product trans-1,2-dihydrobenzene-1,2-diol dehydrogenase-like. Lineage: Eukaryota; Metazoa; Chordata; Actinopteri; Syngnathiformes; Syngnathidae. The coding region runs from base 1 to 1104 and encodes 367 amino acids. The transcript is spliced from 7 exons. Gene Ontology annotation, molecular function: nucleotide binding. The record is from RefSeq and is a predicted model, not a curated record.